AUGGGUGAUGAAAAUUCUCGUUUGAUUUCAACAACAUUUAAUAUGGCAUCAAAUGAAGCACGCGAUAGAUUACAUACAAUAAUGACUCAUGAUAUGGCUGAAGCUAUUGAACAAAUUGGUCAAACAUUAGAAGCAUGUAGUACAAAAAAAGCUCGAUUACUUAGUCGACUUGAUGAAGUUGCUAGAGCAGUUGAUGAAGUUCGAAAUGAAUGUGGAUGUAUUGAUACUACAAUUGCAAGCAAAGUUUUACAUUUAAAUAAAUUAGCUACACAAAUUGUUCAACAAAUGGCACUUGUAAGCAUUCCAGAUCAACUACCACCACCUGAACCAUUAGCACCCCCAAUAGUUGAAAUUGAUCUAUCAACUGUACAUGACCGAUUGAAUGGUCUUGAUCAUAUGGUUAAUGAUUUAACUAAAUUAAUUCUUGAAAAAGAAGAAACUGUUCUUUAUGUUAUCAAUAAACGACCAGGAGGAAAUGGAGAGAUUAAAACAACUGUUCAUUCUCCUAUACGUCCAAGAGGUUCAGGCAUACGACACGAUAGACAAGAGCAAAUCCAUAAUCAAAUGACAAAACUUCAAAAAAUAGUACGAAAUAUUCAAAGUGAAGGUCGAAAUUCUUCAAAAGAAUUGCAUCAUCAUCAACAUCAUCAUAGACUUCAUCUUCGACAUCAACAAUCAAGACAUUCAUCUCAAGUCCUUUCAACAGUUGAUGAUGAAGAAGAUGAUAGUCAAACUAAUGGAGAACAUACUGAUCAUCAUACACAUAAUGAUAAUGAGGAAGAAGAAGAAGAAGAAGAAUCUCGUGGUUCAGAUCAAACAACUGUCGGACCAUGUACAUUAUGUUUGCAGGAAAGAACUGAAGAUAUUACUGCUCAAGUACCAAAUGGUCAUCAUUCAAUUACUCAUAGUCAUUAUACAGAUCGAUCUCAUAGUUCAGUGACUACAUCAGGUGAUGGCAGUGCUAGUCAUACUCGUGGAUUAGGUGAAGCAUUAGCUUCGAAUGGAACAGAUAUUCUUUAUUAUGAUUAUGAAAAGGAAUUGAUUCGUAUUGCAGGAGAAGACGAUUGUUCAGUAAAAUUUCAACAUGGUUUAGUUGUUGACUUAUAUUGGUGGGCAUUAAAUCGUGAAUGGUUAAUUUUAAGUGAACAAGGUUUAUAUCGAUGGAAAGCAGGUGAAUCUGAUUAUCAAGAUGCUUAUGAAUUUUCAAAUGGUGAAAUUGGUUUUCGACGUAUAGCUGUUACUAGUACAAGUAUAUUUUGUUUAUUUCGAUAUAGUCUUAUGAUACUUGAAUUAUCAAAUUCAAUGCAAAUGAAACGUCUUCAUGCACUUGCACCACCUGAAACAAAAUAUCGAAAAUUAUCUGAUAUAUCUGUUAGAAAAGUAAUACAACCUGAUGGUAGUGAAGAAGAUGUCUUAGGCUUAAUAUGGUUUGGCAGUGGACCAGGUAUACUUCUUGAAGAACGAUUUGUUACAGCUCAUGAAAAUAAUACACAUGAACGUUCAUUGCGUCAUGUUUCUGUUCGAUCGGGUCGUUAUGCACGUUUAACUUCAUAUGAUGAUGGUCGUGCUUGGUUAAUUAGUAAUACAGGUGCAGAUGUUUUCUGGAUAGUUCACAAUGAAAAUGUAAUUGCUGGUCGAUGGGAAGCAUCUGCAACAUGGGUUGAAGUUAGCAAUGGUAUACCUAUCAAUGCUGUUGGUGCUACUGAUUCAACUGUUUGCAUUCGUCACCAAGAUGGAGAAUUAGAAUUUCUUGCCUCUGAAUGA
Molecule: messenger RNA, 1764 nt
Organism: Adineta steineri
Lineage: Eukaryota; Metazoa; Rotifera; Eurotatoria; Adinetida; Adinetidae
Source: the annotation of a GenBank genome assembly